This is a messenger RNA of Danaus plexippus (monarch butterfly), 2744 nucleotides long. RefSeq names its product methylcrotonoyl-CoA carboxylase subunit alpha, mitochondrial (gene Mccc1). Bases 305 to 2428 code for a protein of 707 amino acids. Gene Ontology annotation, molecular function: metal ion binding; ATP binding; methylcrotonoyl-CoA carboxylase activity. Lineage: Eukaryota; Metazoa; Arthropoda; Insecta; Lepidoptera; Nymphalidae. The record is from RefSeq and is a predicted model, not a curated record. Gene Ontology annotation, cellular component: mitochondrion. The transcript is spliced from 14 exons.
UUACAUGUUUUGUACAAGUAAAUAAUGAACAGACGUUUAACAAUAGAAUUGUCAAAUCAAGAAAAAUUGUUUUUGACUUAAUGAAGUGAUAAGGAAUAUUAAUCGCAAUGAAUGACGACAUUAUGAUUAUGACAUUGUACUUGUCCCCUCAUAUUGUUUGUUUAAUGAGGUCGUUAUCGAAACUAUCUUCGCAUUACAGUCGCGAGUAGGCACAGCAACCAAAAAACAUUAUCUAUAUAUUAAGUGAUAACUUACAUUUUAGACUUUGACUUAAUUGUGCCUCCAUUAAUAAGAGGGAAUCAUUAUGUACGCCAAUAGAUUUUUAAAAAUAAGUUCAUUGAACUUACAAAAUAGUGUAAGGUUUAAUCAUGCUCAUCAAUUAAAGUCUGAUAUACAAAGGAGGCAUAUUGAUAAAGUUCUGAUAGCAAAUAGAGGAGAAAUAGCAUGCAGGGUGAUGAGAACAGCUCGUAAAUUAGGAGUUCGGACAGUUGCUGUAUAUUCAGAGGCUGAUAAAAAUGCUAUGCAUGUUGAAAUGGCUGAUGAAGCCUACCACAUUGGACCAGCGCCAUCAACACAGAGUUAUUUAAACACAUCAAAGAUACUGGAAGUGGCUAAGAGAUCAAAAAGUCAAGCUAUACAUCCGGGCUAUGGAUUUCUGUCAGAAAAUGUUGAAUUCUGUAAGCAGUGCGCUGAUGAGGGGGUAAUCUUUAUUGGACCACCCACUUCAGCAAUAAGGGAUAUGGGAAUUAAAAGCACAUCGAAAGCUAUAAUGUCAAAUGCCGGAGUGCCAAUUGUCAGAGGAUAUCAUGGAGAAGACCAAAGUAUAGAGAGGCUUCAGGCUGAAGCUCAAAAAAUUGGAUUUCCGUUAAUGAUUAAAGCUGUGAGAGGUGGCGGAGGCAAAGGUAUGAGAAUAGCAAUGACGGAAGCUGAAUUUUUACCUCAAUUAGAAUCCGCUAAACGUGAGUCUUUAAAGUCAUUUGGUGAUGAAAGUAUGCUUCUGGAACAAUACAUCACAGACCCUCGCCAUGUAGAAGUGCAGGUUUUCGCAGAUAUGUAUGGAAAUGCCGUUCAUUUGUUUGAGAGGGACUGCUCAGUUCAAAGACGGCAUCAGAAAAUUAUUGAAGAAGCUCCAGCGCCUGGAUUAUCUGAAGAUACCCGGAGACAGCUUGGUGAGGCUGCAGUGAGAGCAGCCAAGGCAGUCGGUUACGUUGGCGCUGGUACUGUAGAGUUCAUCUUGCACCGAGUCACUCAUGAGUUCCACUUCAUGGAAAUGAAUACCAGGUUACAAGUAGAGCAUCCCAUCACAGAAAUGAUUACUGGUACUGAUUUAGUCGAAUGGCAGCUCCGUAUAGCCGCCGGCGAGCCGCUGCCUGUUUCACAAGAGGACAUCGUCCGCCGCGGUCACGCCGUAGAAUGUAGGAUAUACGCUGAAGAACCACGAGCUGGGUUCUUGCCACGUGCUGGGACACUGCACAGACUCACACAGCCAACACCGGAGGAAAACGUUCGAGUCGAGACGGGUGUCAGAGAGGGGCACGAGGUGUCGGUGCACUAUGAUCCUAUGAUAGCCAAGCUGGUUGUAUGGGGCCAGGAUAGAAAUGAAGCUCUCGCUAGGACUAAGAGAAAGCUAUCCGAAUAUCAGGUUGCAGGUCUUGAGACGAACGUUAAUUUCUUGCUGCGUCUGAGUGGCGCUAGUGCGUUCGUGGCGGGCGACGUGCACACGGCUUUCAUUCCACAGCACGAGGCUGAAUUGUUUCCCCAAUCCGACACAGUGCUAAGUGAGGAUAAAGCUAUACAGGCUGCUUUAGGUUAUGUUAUCAAGUGCCAAAAAGAUUCAACUGCAAACAACUCCUGGAAGGGAAUCUCAAUAAAACCAACUGCGUGGCGUCCUAAUUAUAAUCUAGAGAAAAUUGUUAAUUUAAAAUUCGAUGACAAAGAUACCAAAGUAACUAUCAAGUACCAAAAUGCACCUAACACAUAUCAAGUUAAAGUAAAUGAUGGCGAAUGGAAGUCAGUGGAGGGAGCAUUGAAGGCAACCGAACAAGGGCUGAGGCUGGUAUCAAAACUGGAUGGCCGGACCAGCAACGUUGGCUUCUUGACACAUGACAAUGAAAUACAUGUGUACGAUGAGAACGGUCAAACAGUGUUACAUUUGCCACAACCAAAGCAUCAGGGACCAUCCGGCCAAGACUCGACCUCAUCAGCUAACGUCGCCUUCUCGCCAACAGCGGGGGUUAUGGAAAAAAUACUUGUCAGCAAGGGAGACAAGGUUGUUAAAGGCCAACCAGUGUUUGUGGUUAUAGCUAUGAAGAUGGAGUACGUCGUCCGCUCGCCGCGAGAUGGCGUUGUAUCGGAAGUGGCAAAAUUUGUUCAAGGAGACGCCGUCGGAAAGGGCGUUCAAGUCGUUACUCUUGAAUCAGAAAGUUAAUAAUUUUAUAAUACGGCAAGGCAAAUACCAAAACAAUUUUUCGCCUAGCUAUAGAUUGUUGAACAUUAAAAUUAUUAUACAUAAUUUAAAUGUUAUUUGUCGCAAACAAUUUUGAUGAUCCGUAACCUCUUUAGAAAGUAAUGACGAAUUUAGCGUUCAUUUUGUUUAAUGACAUACGAAACGAAUAAGAAUAGGAUAUUGUUAUAGAUCAGUCGUACAUUUAACAGACAUUUUUAAUGUCAAUGGUACAGUAAUAAAAGAGUAAGAAAAAUAUUUUUUUAUAUCAUUUACUGAAAAUAAAAUAUUAUUAUACAAA